AUGGUAAACUGGCGAACGGCUGCGGCCGAGAAGCGACAGUCCGUGAUCGAUCUGAUCCCCGCUCCCUGGGUGAUCUCUGGUCCGCCUCCGCCUGAUGCCCAGCGGGAUAUCACGGGCGAUUACAUCCGCCAAUACCUGACGAAAGAUGAGGUCGACAUGACCGAGUCCGACGUGUCAACUAUUCUGCGCCACGUUCGCGAGGGCCAGUGGAAAGCGCGCGACAUGGCCGAGGCUUUCUGUCACCGAGCCGCGCUGGCCCAUCAAAUGACGAACUGCCUGCACGAGAUAUUCUUUGACGCGGCCCUGGACGAGGCGCAAAAGCUGGACGAGUACUUUGCGGCGACGGGCCAGCUCAAGGGACCUCUUCACGGUCUGCCGAUCAGUCUCAAAGACCAAUUCCAUGUGCGGGGUGUGGAAACAACCAUGGGCUACGUCGGAUGGAUCGGCACCUUUCAGGGACGAAAGGGCACCGGCAAGGAGAGGGUGUUCGAGAGCGAACUCGUGCGCGAGUUGCGACAGCUCGGCGCUGUUCUCUACUGCAAGACAAGCGUGCCCCACACGCUCAUGUCGGGUGAAACGUUCAACAACAUUGUAGGCUACGUGCCGAACCCGAAGAACAGACUGCUGACGGCAGGCGGUAGCUCUGGCGGAGAAGGCGCGCUGCUCGCGCUCCGGGGGAGCCCGCUCGGCGUCGGGACGGACAUUGGAGGCAGCAUCCGGUUUCCGUCUGGCUUCAACGGCCUGUACGGACUGAGACCGUCGAGCGGCAGGUUUCCGUACGAGGGCAUGGCGAACAGCAUGGACGGUCAGAGCUCUGUCCUGAGCGUGCUCGGGCCCAUGGCCCACUCGGUCGAGGCGGUCAAGGUCUUCACGGAAGCCGUGCUCAGCCAGCAGCCGUGGCUGCAUGAUCCGUUGGUGGUGGAGCUUCCAUGGCGGGCAUCCCUGUUCCAGAACACGGUCGACAGUCCCAAGCCUCUUGUGUUUGGGAUUCUUGCCUGUGAUGGCUGCGUUUCCGUGCAGCCACCAGUCCAACGCGCGAUGAAGAAGAUGGCCGACACUCUCAAGUCGCUCGGCCACACCGUUGUGGCGUGGGAACCUCCGAGCCACGAACGCGCAAUGGAAAUAGCGACGCAUGCGUAUCUGCUCGACGGUGGGCGUGACGUGUUUCGUGCGUUUGCGCUGUCGAGGGAGCCCAUGUCGAAACCGAUUGUGCGGACGUAUGGUCUGGCAGGAUAUGAGGAAAGCAGCGGCUCGGAAAUAGCGGCUCUCCAUGUGAAGAAGCGCACAUACCAGAAGGAGUACAUGGACUACUGGAACAGCACGUCGGCGCUCACCGACGCGCAGGAGGCUGUGACGGCGGUGAUUGCUCCCAUUGCGCCGUACGCGGUCCCUCAACAGGAGAAGUUUGGCUACUACGGAUACGCGACGUUUGUCAAUGUUCUCGACUACUCUGCCAUAACAAUGCCGACGACGACGUGCGACCGGGACGUCGAUGUAUUCGAUGAGCACUACGUGCCGAUGAACACCGUGGACGAAGAGGUGUGGAAGGAUUAUGAUGCCGACGUGUACCACGGGGCGCCCGUAGGCCUGCAGUUGAUCGGCAGGCGAUUCGAGGAAGAGAAGAUGCUCGGCCUGGCCACCGUGAUUGCUCGCGCCUUGCAGAGCGAGAGUGGAAGCGAGUGA
Messenger RNA from Verticillium dahliae VdLs.17, 1683 nucleotides. RefSeq names its product acetamidase. The record is from RefSeq and is a predicted model, not a curated record. The coding region runs from base 1 to 1683 and encodes 560 amino acids. Lineage: Eukaryota; Fungi; Ascomycota; Sordariomycetes; Glomerellales; Plectosphaerellaceae. The transcript is spliced from 5 exons.